Penicillium vulpinum is the source of this 1326-nucleotide messenger RNA. RefSeq names its product putative citrate synthase. The coding region runs from base 1 to 1326 and encodes 441 amino acids. Gene Ontology annotation, biological process: carbohydrate metabolic process; tricarboxylic acid cycle. Gene Ontology annotation, cellular component: mitochondrial matrix. The transcript has 5 exons. The record is from RefSeq and is a predicted model, not a curated record. Lineage: Eukaryota; Fungi; Ascomycota; Eurotiomycetes; Eurotiales; Aspergillaceae.
AUGUCAACAGGCACUUUAUUCAUUCGCGACUCACGCACUGACGUGAACUAUGAGAUCCCCAUUAACCGAAACGCAGUUCGGGCGACCGACCUUCAGCGUAUCCGGGCGCCUUCGCUCAAUAGUAAUCGCGCAGACCAAGUCCCCCAUGGAUUGCGUGUCUAUGAUCCUGGAUUGCAAAACACGGCCGUGACACAAUCAGCUAUUAGUUUCUCUGAUCAUGAGCACGGUCUACUUCUGUAUCGAGGGUACACCCUGGAUCAACUCUGGGGGUCCGAUUUUGAAGAAGUGUUCCAUCUGUUGCUAUGGGGGACAUAUCCUACGGCAAAUAAAUAUGAAGAGCUACGCCAGCAACUGGCACAGUAUAUGCAAGAGGUUCCUGAUAUUGUGCGCCAGACUAUUUUUAACCUCCCAAAGGCGACCAGUCCACUACCGCUGAUUCUAGCCGGCCUCUCAGCCUACCUAGCCUGUAUUCCCGAUGUGAUCCCAACCACCACAAACCCGACAAUCUACCAAACAGACAUUAAACGAGCCGACCAAAUCAUCCUACAAACUGUUGCCGCUUAUGCUGUUGUCUUCGGAACCGCAAGAUGCCACCGGCUAGGCAUUCCCUGGAGGUAUCCAUCUCUUCACCAGACCUAUUACGAGAACCUAUUUACGAUGGCCGGUCUCGUAGACCUGUCAACAAACCGCCCAAAUCCUACAUCCAUAUCCUGUUUCCGCCGCUUCGGCAACCUCAAUGCCGAGCACGGAAUGGCCCUAACAGUUUUCUCGACCUUAGUGACCGCCUCAUCCCUCACCGACCCAGUCUCCUGUCUGAUAUCUGCCGUGGCCGCCGCCCAUGGACCCUUGCACUUCGGCGCGACAGAGUCCGCCCAACGCGCUCUGCAUGACAUUGGGGAACCCAAGAAUGUCCCAACCUUCAUUGAAGAAAUAAAAGCUGGAAAGCGAAAAUUAUUCGGCUACGGCCAUCGAACAUAUAAGGGAAUGGACCCACGCGUGCGUCCCAUCCAAAGUAUCCUGAAGGAUUUGGAAGGCGUUCAUCAACCGCUAAUAAAGGUCGCUGAGGCGAUCGAGGAGGCUGCUGCGAACGACGAUCACUUUAGUACGCGGGGCUUGUAUCCUAAUGCAGACUUCUACGGUAACUUCGUGUUUACUGGAAUUGGCUUCGAGCCUGAUAUUAUUCCUGCGGCAAUGCUUGCCCAUCGCAUUAUGGGUAUUAUGGCGCAUUGGAGAGAGUAUACGGUCUCUCGCGGCAAGCUUUUUCGACCAACGCAUCUUUUUACGGGCCAUGCAGAGCCAACCUCGGACCCCAGACCUAAGAUAUAG